AUGUCUGUUCAAAAGAACUUCUAUUUUGUGAUAGUCGGUCACAGUGAUCAACCUCUAUUUGAAAUGGAUUUCCCGAUUGUCGAUAAGAAGUCACGCGAGUCAGAAAACAGGCAUUUGAACCAAUUCAUCGCUCACGCUGCACUUGACGUGGUUGAUGAACAAGCUCUUACCAGUAAUAAUAUGUACCUUAAGAUGGUUGACAAGUUCAACGAAUGGUUUGUAUCAGCUUUCGUUUCUGCUGGUCGUAUCCGAUUCCUAAUGCUUCACACUCAACGGUGUGAUGAAGGGAUCAAGCAGUUUUUCCAGGUGGGUUUUUAUAAUUGUCGAGAUCUAUUGGAGGCGGUUGCUCUAUUCACUUGA
Messenger RNA from Ostertagia ostertagi, 360 nucleotides. Lineage: Eukaryota; Metazoa; Nematoda; Chromadorea; Rhabditida; Trichostrongylidae. The record is from the annotation of a GenBank genome assembly.